Cherax quadricarinatus is the source of this 655-nucleotide messenger RNA. NCBI's taxonomy places the organism in Eukaryota, Metazoa, Arthropoda, Malacostraca, Decapoda, Parastacidae. The record is from RefSeq and is a predicted model, not a curated record.
AGGUGAGGCGUCAGGUAGAGCAGUGUGAGUGAGCAGAGGCUGGUGGUGACGCCGCUCUCAUAAUUGUGGAUUUUUCCACUUCAUUUCACAAUAGGUGGAGUGUGCAGCAUGUCGACCCAUAAAAGGUACUUCGUGAACAACCUUCCUGACUAUGGAGGAGGAGACGUCAUCCCCGAUAAGGGCGAAAUUAAGAGGCAAACUGUGGCGUUGGUGCAGACCAUCAGACACAAGUGGCACAGACACCGCCAGAAUUGUGAUGGAGGCCUCUAUGUUGGAUUGGUAGGAGCAGCAUACAUGUUUUAUCGCCUUUCCAAGAUGCCUGAAUUUGCUGAGGAGAGAGACCGUUUCUUGGAGCAAGCAAUGGAGUAUUUGGAACCUGCACUUGAAGAAGCCAGCUACACAAAGGGCCAUGGCAAGAAAGUUGAUGUUGUUGCAUUUUUACUGGGCAAUGCUGGUGUAUAUGCUGUGGCAGCUGUGAUAUUUAAAGCACUAGGAAAUAUAAAAGAAUCAGAGAAGUAUGUAUCAGAAUUUAAACACUUGGCUGCCACUAUCACUCCAGUGAAUUGGUUCUCUCGUGGAGGUGACGAAUUUCUUGUUGGACGUUCAGGUUACCUCGCAGGAGCGCUUUGGCUUCAUUCUGAACUUAAUCAAGAUG